Messenger RNA from Galendromus occidentalis (western predatory mite), 525 nucleotides. RefSeq names its product RNA polymerase II subunit D (gene Polr2D). Gene Ontology annotation, cellular component: RNA polymerase complex. The record is from RefSeq and is a predicted model, not a curated record. The transcript is spliced from 3 exons. NCBI's taxonomy places the organism in Eukaryota, Metazoa, Arthropoda, Arachnida, Mesostigmata, Phytoseiidae. Gene Ontology annotation, biological process: DNA-templated transcription initiation. Gene Ontology annotation, molecular function: nucleotide binding. Bases 91 to 525 code for a protein of 144 amino acids.
GCCAUCUUGAAAACUAACUUGUGGCCUGGAGUUGUUUCGGCGAACCCCAGAAUCGUAUUCAGCGCUUCACCGUGACAGUGGUCCUGAAGUAUGGCAAAGUUUCCGGCUUCGGCGGCGGUUGUCCUGGAAGCCGUGGAGGAGGACGCGUGCGAGCUGAGUUUCCCCAAAGACUUCGAGAACGCGGAGACGCUACUCAUCUCGGAGGUCCACAUGCUUCUAGAGCACCGGAGUAAGCAAAACGAAUCGGCUGAGGAGGAACAAGAACUGUCGGAGUUCUUCACAAAAACACAUGGCUACUGCACUAGAUUCUCCAAAUUCAAGAAUCGCGAAACGAUCGGCGAGGUCCGCAAUUUGCUGCAGCAGAAGAAACUCCACAAAUUCGAGCUGGCUCAGCUCGCGAACCUCUGCCCCGAAACUCCAGAGGAAGCGAAAGCUCUGAUCCCGUCCCUCGAGGGCCGCUUUGAAGACGAGGACCUACGUGAAGUUCUUGACGAUAUCCAAACCCAGAAGAGCUUCCAAUUUUAG